AUGAGCUCCACGAGCGGGGCUUCAGCUGCCCGACCGCCCGCAAAGCAGAUACGCUUUGUCAACAAUGAAGGCCAGCCGCCGGCCAAAAGGCGGAGGAUAAAUGCUGCAUGUCGAACAUGCCGAAAGAGAAAGACGAGAUGCGAUGGCAAGCGGCCCCUAUGCUCGACGUGUACGGAUAACGGACAUCAAUGCCUUGGGUACGCGGAACCAGCUGAGGGCAAGAGGGAACGCAAGGGAUCAGAUGCGAAUGCAGACGGGGAGGAUGACCUUGAUGAAUACGACGAAGAGAAGGCUGCCGAGACCCCCGGCCAGCUGGAUAAUAAUGGAUAUAAGUCUGGCUCGAAAAGUUCCACGAAACUUCGUCGGACGGAACCACGGUCAGGUUUCGACAAUGCGCUCAAGGAUGGAAGGGCUGCGGCCAACGAGAAGGCAGCGAGUGGAAACCUGGGCAACUACAAAGAUACGGCUGUCUUUUCAGAUGAGGAGCCAAGCCCAUUAAACCCAUCACCUGCUCCCCUCCACACCGGCAGUCUUCGGGUGCCUUAUUUCAGGUACUUCGGUCCAACGGCCAUCGUCCCUGGGUUUAAACAGAUGGUAGUGUCGGUUCGAGAGCAUCGCCGAAGCACCGAUGCUGCGUCUUCUGUUGCGAUGUCUCCCAAAUCUGGUUCUGGUGGAUCGGUAUUCUGUGGAACUCCUUCACAAGCGGGGACUGAGCCACGUUCGACGGUUGAUAUGCCAAUAUAUGAUCAGAACGACCCAUUACCUGUCAACAGGCUAAUCAUUCAUCUUGUGGAGACUUUCUUUACGCACCUAGGAUGUAACUAUCCUUUUCUGCAACAAGCCGUGUUCACCCAAAGGGUCGAGGAGCGGUCGGUUGAGGCUAUUCUGGUAGACGCAGUUUGCGCUCUGGCUGCCCGCUUCUCCGACCAUCCACUUCUCACCACUGGUCGUGAUCCACAUUAUUCCAAAUCCGAAUACGGUCAAGUAUUUGCUCAGCGAGCAAGGGCAGCCGUCGUGGAUACUUUCCCUUGCCCUACUGUUGCUGCUGUUCAGGCGUGCUUACUGCUUGCAUAUGAAAGUUUUGGGUCAAAUCAAGACAGCGCAUUGUGGAUGUACCUGGGCUGCGCAAUUCGUAUGGCAGUGGAUCUCGGCCUCCAAAAGCUUGAUGGCGUCAAGCAUCAAGGUCAAAAAGACCCAGGAUAUCACGGAUCGAGCAUGGAUAGUGAUCCCUCUGAUACAUUAAGUGCUGUCAGCGCAGAAGAAAAAAUGAAAAUCGAACAAGAGCGUAUUGACACUCUCUGGACAGUGUUCAUGCUUGAUAGAGUCAUCUCAUCUGGAACUGGUAGAUCUGUUACCCUGAGAGAUGAAGACUUUGAACUUGCCUUCCCUGCUAUAACGGCUAGUGCAAAUGAUGGCUGGCCUAAGCCGUUUCCGGCAUUGAUACAGAUUAUCCAUCUCUACGGGAGAGUUUCAGACUUGCUGAACAAUAUCAGAGAUGUUAAAGAUGUUACGCCGAAAAGGAUUGAAGGUCUUUCGGGUAUGGAGAUGGAUUUGACACAGUUGUAUCAGCGGCUUGAUCCAAGGCUGAACUUCAACGCGGCGAAUUUUCAGCAUUAUGUGAAGUCUGGAGAAGGGACAAAUUUCAUCUUGGUCCACUUCUGGUUUCACACACUUAUUAUGCUUCUUCAUCAACCGACAUUGAUGCAUUCAUUCGAAGGGCAGAUCUUGCAGUUGCUUCCCAAUAGCCGUGAGCUUAGCAUGUCGUCAGCCAAGACGAUUGCUGAUAUUCUGGCUUUCGCCGAGCUGAUCGACCCGCGAAGCUUCAUUGGCAACCCUUUCACGAGCCAACCUAUAUAUAUUGCAGCAUGUGCUUUUUUGAUGGAAUCGGCAGCUCAUACGACUUCACAUCCUACGUCCCAGGACGGAAGUCCAGCGAAGGACAAGCCAAAUGGAAACAGAUCGCGGGACCAGAAGCAAAAGCACUCGUUACUUGCCGCAGCUGCAACUCAAAACUACCAAUGUUGUUAUAAAGCUCUCCAGCAGCUUGAGACAUAUUGGGGCGGGACUAGAUAUAUCCUGGUAGCGCUCGACCAAAAGGCGAAGGGUGUCUGGGAUCCCGAAACAUAUACCGAACAGGAGUAUGAAAGUACUAAAAUCAAGCACGAUAUGAUUCCGAACUGGAGACGCAAACUAUCGCUAGCAGCAGCACCUUCACCAGGCAGCAGACUCGGAGAUCUUGUCCGUUCACCAAGACUGGAUGCUCGAUCUCCUUCUAUUGACCCAUUACAGGCCAUCGGAUGGUCUCUGACGGGAACAACCGACUCGACGAGCUCGAAUCUUACCCUUAUGUAUCAAAAUAUGAGUGGAGAUCAAUUUCUGAAUCCCCCGCCCCCUCCGCCCGGCGCUGGGAAUAUGAUCUAUGACCCUAUCAGGCAGAGUCUACCCGAAUCUACUCCAGGAUCUACCUCGACUUUCAAUUAUCAGGCGAGGUACCAACCUUUUCCACAGUUUCAGCGUCGGUCUUCCCAAUCGAUGCCUCCACCUGUAUCUAGAUAUACACCACUGUCGGCUGAUCCUGCCACAACAUCUGACGCCGAAAUGCUUCUGGGCCUCCAAAACUCACCAUUUGCCCAGACGCCUAGCUCUCAUCACUCAUUCGAUCCCUUACAGGGUAUGGCUUCACCAUCCGCAUCUCGGCAGGGCCACACGAGUAGCUCUUUCGAUUUUCCACACAAUGCGAACAUGUAUCCUGGCGCGUCUAAUUCUUAUAUGGGAUUUGGAGGAGUCACCGAUAUGAUGAUGCAGAGUCAAGAAAUUGAUAUGUCGGCAUUGGGCGAUGACAUGAUUCCCUGGCUUGAAUAUUUACCCCAGGAAUAUUUUGAGAGUGGAAAUCCUACCGGUAUUUCUGCAAGCGGACAAAUAGACGACAACGGCAAUAUGGAUGCGGGGACGGAUGGUGGCUGA
Molecule: messenger RNA, 2964 nt
Organism: Amorphotheca resinae ATCC 22711
Lineage: Eukaryota; Fungi; Ascomycota; Leotiomycetes; Helotiales; Amorphothecaceae
Exons: 5
Coding region: 1-2964 (987 amino acids)
Biological process (GO): regulation of DNA-templated transcription; DNA-templated transcription
Molecular function (GO): DNA-binding transcription factor activity, RNA polymerase II-specific; DNA binding; zinc ion binding
Source: RefSeq, a predicted model, not a curated record